AUGAGGAUGCUGAGUGUUUUGGAGUUCUUAGUUCCGUCUGCGGUACAAGACCUGAGCGCAUUUCCAUUGUCUCAUCGGGAAAUUGGCGUUAUAUGGAAGCCGCCGAAGGAAAUCAAUGGAUUUCUGCUCGGAUACAAUUUGUCACACUGUCCAGUGACCCAAGAUCCGAAGGAGGACGCCUAUCUGGUGGACAGUGCUGCCUGUCAGUACAUGUCACUCAGUACGAGCACAGUUUACGACCGAAUUCAUCAGCUGAAGGCAGAGACCAGCUACCGGAUCGAGGUUCACGGCUACACGGCGGCUGGGGCCGGUGAUCUGAACUCCAUUGACGUCAAAACGCUGCCGGAGAACGUCAACCGAGACGACGACUCCACCUCCUGCAACAAACGAUUGGAGGAGUUCGCACAUCAGCUACGUCGCAUUCUGUCUGACAUCGAUACUGGUUCUUGCGCACUCAGUGGCAGCGGCAUUUUACGUCUCCCGUCGCCGGUCGCCUUGUCUGUUCAUGUCGUCUGCAUUCGUCCGUAUGGUUCGCUCGACGAUCCUCAUUUGCCUCCUGUUGCCCCUGCAGAACCAUCGUUGGCCGAAGCUGGCAUCGGCGUCGAUCAUUUGAAUGUGACAUGGGUUCCGGGCACAUACGAUCCGGACAGUCCAACUCCCGUUGGCGACAGGUUCUACUUCAAAUACCGACCAAAAGUGACGUGUGUUCACUGCCUUCCUGGAAGUCUCGAAUGUGAGCCCUUUUUUGAUUACUUGCAUGUUUUCGCGCAGUUCAUACCGAUUCAGUGUCAAGAGGACAUUGCCACCAUUGAGAAAGAUAUGGAUUCGGGACGGACCGUGAUUUACUCUUUUCAUUGCGCGUGCGAACGAUCGUCUAUGGUCACAUACUAA
Molecule: messenger RNA, 891 nt
Organism: Soboliphyme baturini
Lineage: Eukaryota; Metazoa; Nematoda; Enoplea; Dioctophymatida; Soboliphymatidae
Source: the annotation of a GenBank genome assembly